ACUGCACUUCCAAGUGCAAUUUCAAGUGCAUUUGUAGUGCAAAGUGGAUUUACCUUUCUUAAAUAACCCCCCACUGUGUACUUGUUUGCAUCUCAUUAUACUUCAAACGCAUGCGCAAGCAACCUAAACGUUGUUUUUGAUGGAGUGGGGAAAGUUUACAACCAGUCAGGUAUUUAUUACUCUCUGUACCAUCAUGAGGAAGGUUUGAUCUCGCCUCUCAUCAGCCAAAGGAAAUCGCCCCAAUGCAUCCCACCUAUUCACCAGAACAGGCGACCAUUCUGGAAGAUGUUCCCUCUACGUUUGCUGUGGUGACAUUUCAGUUUUUUCCCUGAACUCUGUCAUGACUACUGUGGUCACCGUGACAAAUGGUAAAGUUGGAACUCAUUAAUAUUGUUGCAGACAGCAGUCUAUGUUUAUAUUCCAAACGCUAAAAAGGAAAAAAACUUUUGGUUGGAGAGUCCCUGAUAAAUUGAGAACGCAGCAUCAGAAGGUCUGUUCUGUCCCUGGAUCCCAUUAAUGCAGAAUAUUAGAACAUAUGGGACAAUGUAGUCUACCACUUUACACUUAUGGUUUUGGGUUCAUUAAGGCCGGGUUCAAAUGUGUGAAUUGGAUGCGAGUUUCCCCCGAAUACAAUUGGCAUGACAUGCGAGUGUGACUGACUCUCAAUGGAGCCGGUUCACACAUCUCUGGGGUGGCCACGGAGCGGAUUGUGCGUGUUUUUGGUUUCGAGUUCAGGUGAAAAUUCAGGCAAAAAUUCUGUGCUGAACCAGUGAAAAGACAGGCAUCGGACCCCAGGCACCAACCUGUGGCCACACAUGUGUGAACCCGGCCUAAGUUUUACGUUUCAGAUUGUGUAAAUGGCCAUGUAUGAAAUUUUAGCUCAAUUAUAGUCAGUGUGUAUUGUUUUUUAUUUUUUUUUUCUAAUCGUACAUACAUGGUUACUAAUUAUUUUAUUGUUCCUCAUAAAUAUUUAGGAGCCAGAAGGUGUUGCAAGGAGAUAGAGAUGUUGCAGGUCUGAUUCAUGAAGCUCUGGCUGGCAGUUGCACAUUGAAGUCAAGUACAAUGCAAAACAAAUGGCCCUGCAUUGUAUGAGAGGACGACAAUGUAUCGUUCACAACGUGAAGCAGAGGGAGAAGAGCUGAACAUCGGAGCGAUGGAUAAUAGGAAUGCUGGAAGCAGUUCGGACGGGACAGAAGAUUCCGAUUUCUCUACAGACAUGGAGCACACAGACAGUUCUGAAAGCGAUGGAAAUUCCCGGGGACCUGCGCGCAUUACACGAUCCACUGCAAGACUCAGCCAGAGCUCGCAAGAUUCCAGUCCGGUUAGCAAUCUGCAAUCGUUUGGUGCAGAGGAGCCGGCCUACUCCACCCGGAGGGUGACCCGCAGCCAGCAGCAGCCCACCCCCAUGACUCCGAAAAAAUACCCACUCCGACAGACCCGCUCAUCGGGAUCGGAAACCGAGCAAGCGGUGGACUUUUGUGACAGAGAUGCUAAAAACGCCGGGGAUCAUGACGAAUCCCCACCUCGCACUCCUACUGGAAAUGCACCGUCGUCGGAGUCUGAUAUAGACAUUUCAAGCCCCAACGCUUCUCACGAUGAGAGCAUUGCCAAGGACUUGUCCAUGAAGGACUCUGGGAGUGACCUGUCUCAUAGACCCAAGAGAAGACGAUUUCAUGAGAGCUACAACUUUAAUAUGAAGUGUCCCACCCCCGGCUGCAACUCUUUAGGGCACCUCACUGGGAAACACGAGAGGCAUUUCUCCAUCUCCGGCUGCCCGUUAUACCACAACCUGUCUGCGGACGAAUGCAAGAAUUGUGAUGAAUUUCAGGUGAGAGCACAGAGUCGUGACAAACAGGUGGAAGAGCGGAUGCUGUCCCACAGGCAGGAUGACAAUAACAGGCAUGCCACACGCCACCAAGCUCCCACGGAACGUCAACUUCGGUACAAAGAGAAAGUCACAGAAAUGAGAAAGAAGAGGAACUCAGGCCUAACCAAAGAACAGAAAGAGAAGUAUAUGGAGCAUAGACAGAACUAUGGUAAUACCAGAGAGCCACUCUUGGAAAACCUGACCAGUGAGUACGAUCUGGAACUUUUCCGAAGGGCCCAGGCAAGAGCCUCGGAAGACUUGGAGAAGCUGCGCUUGCAAGGCCAGAUAACUGAAGGAAGCAACAUGAUUAAGACUAUAAUCUUUGGUCGAUAUGAGCUGGACACCUGGUACCACUCUCCGUAUCCAGAGGAGUAUGCACGCCUGGGCCGGCUCUACAUGUGUGAAUUCUGUCUAAAAUAUAUGAAGAGUCAGACUAUCCUCCGAAGACACAUGGCAAAAUGUGUGUGGAAACACCCUCCUGGGGACGAGAUCUAUCGGAAGGGAUCCAUCUCCGUUUUUGAAGUAGAUGGAAAGAAGAACAAGAUUUAUUGCCAAAACCUGUGCCUUCUUGCAAAGCUUUUCCUGGACCACAAAACACUGUACUAUGAUGUGGAACCAUUCCUUUUCUAUGUCAUGACUGAAGCAGACAAUACCGGCUGCCAUCUUAUAGGCUACUUCUCAAAGGAGAAAAACUCAUUUCUGAACUACAAUGUGUCCUGUAUCCUGACAAUGCCACAGUACAUGAGACAGGGUUUUGGGAAGAUGUUAAUAGAUUUCAGUUAUCUACUUUCCAAGGUGGAGGAGAAGGUGGGCUCCCCUGAGCGUCCCCUCUCUGACCUGGGCCUUAUAAGCUACCGCAGUUAUUGGAAGGAAGUUCUGCUACGCUAUCUGCACACCUUCCAGGGCAAAGAAAUUUCCAUUAAAGAAAUUAGCCAGGAAACGGCAGUGAAUCCUGUGGACAUCGUAAGCACUUUGCAGGCCCUACAGAUGCUCAAAUAUUGGAAGGGAAAACACCUUGUACUAAAGAGGCAGGAUCUAAUUGAUGAAUGGGCAGCAAAAGAAGCAAAGAGAAGCAACAGCAAUAAGAUAAUGGAUCCUAGCUGCCUAAAAUGGACACCACCUAAAGGAACAUGAACAGCAUGAUCUGUCCCACCCAAAACCUCUGCAGUCUCCUGUCACGUCUGUGGAUUUCCGGCAUGGACCAACACCUCUAACCACAGAAGCUUUAUUUCCUUUGGAUGUCCUGUGAAUCUACCAUCUCUUCAGCUAAAGCCACAUCUUCAUAGAAGUUCCUUCCUGCAAUGUGACACAAGCUUUCAUACAACUUACAAGCCCCAUUCUCUGCCAGCCACAGCGAGGCGUGCUGGGUUUGUAGCUUAGACAUUUGGAGUUCAGCUUUUAGUUUUCCUAUUUAAAGUGCUUUUUUAUUUUCAUGAAUUGAUCCAGAUUUCAAUAUCUUGGGUGUAAUGAUCUUUUACCUUUAGUUCUACAUGGUGCAUUUUCUAGAGUUUAGGAGGACAUGUCCGUUUUUCUAUCAGUUGGUUUGACGCAAGACAUGAAAUUUAGUAUGGAAUCUGUCUACAGGACUUCUAUUUGCUUUAGAAACUACUGUCAUGUUCUACGGUGUCCAUUUUAGGACAUACCUUCUUACAUAUGUAGUCUUCCUUUACCUCAUCCUUUCUAGCAAAGCCACCACCUCCCUGCUACAUUUUUAACAAGCGGGUAUCAGAACAUCUGUAUUACUUUACCUUUUUCCUGUGGUGUCCUAAUUUGGCAUGGCAUAGGGUGCUGCCAUUUUCACUUUCUGGUUGGGACUUUUGUAGGGGAAGGGGUUCAAAAUAUCGUGAUCUCACAUUCGCUUUGUUGGUAUUGCUGGAGCUUUUAAUCAGCACAGGCAACUCCCAUGUGAUUCCCAGCAACUGCGAAGGGAGGUCACUGUUCUCGGAGAACUUUUUAAAUCUGCUCAAAUGUCCUGUCCAGUUUGUGAGAGCGAAUCCUCUGAAAGUGGUAAUUUUAUGCUAAGAUACGCUUGUAGAUUUGUGACUGUGUUCCCAAUGAGUACAAGUACACCUUCAGUCCAUGCUCAGUUUUCUUGGUCAGGGGAGGUAUGGCUUUGCUGGGAGUUGCUUCAAAGUUAGUGAUAUCAAAGAACAGUACUGUCUAAUGCGGAGACCACAGCCCUCAGAUGAGGGAUUGUAUCAUUUUUAUCUUCACAAAGGGGUAUCUUAAAGAAAAGCCAAAAAAAAAGCGUACAAGAAAAUGUCCAUAAUUUGCUUCAAACUGAUAGAUGAACAAUAUGUAUUCCAAAGGUGAUCUAUUUUCUUAGAGAUGGUGUAAAUGGCAUAAAGUGGUGCUAGUUGGGUCCAUUGUCUCUUGCGAUAGGAAGCGGAGCUUUCUACAUUAGAAGUCUUCUACCUGCCAGUACAAGCAUAUUUUUAUUUUUUUGACAACCUGCUUUCCAUGUAUCGGGUGUACUUAAAGUGUUACUAAACCCACAACAGUAAAAACAGUCUGUAUAUGCAGUAAAGCAUGC
Rana temporaria (common frog) is the source of this 4400-nucleotide messenger RNA. RefSeq names its product lysine acetyltransferase 7 (gene KAT7). The transcript is spliced from 16 exons. Gene Ontology annotation, biological process: regulation of DNA-templated transcription. Bases 1103 to 3001 code for a protein of 632 amino acids. Gene Ontology annotation, cellular component: nucleus. The record is from RefSeq and is a predicted model, not a curated record. Lineage: Eukaryota; Metazoa; Chordata; Amphibia; Anura; Ranidae. Gene Ontology annotation, molecular function: zinc ion binding; histone acetyltransferase activity.